AUGGAAGACUCUCGGGGCUCGAACGAUACACCGACCCAUGUUGAUAUAACAACAAAGCAAGCAGCUUUCCCAGAAGUCAAGGUCACAAUCAAAGAUCUUUAUCGUUAUGCAAAUGGCAUGGAUCUCAUGAUCCUUGCGAUCAGCUCUCUAUGCGCAUUUGGAGCAGGUGUAUGUCGAGUUGUGCCAUCUAUCAUAUUCAGUAGAAUCGCAUAUAUCUUCGUACAGGUCGACAAUGACGGUCCCGAGUCUAGCCGAUCCGUCUCCGCCUGGACAGCAUCAAUCGAUCAUUUCACGCUAUACUUUGUCUAUAUCGCAAUCGCCUCUUUCGUCACCCAAUACAUCUCACGGCUGGGAUUCGUGUACACAGGAGAGAAGCUGGCACGAAAGAUCAAAGAACACUUUUUCUCAGCAACCUUGAAGCAGAACAUCGCGAUCUUCGACGAAUUGGGAGCUGGCAGCUUCACGACACAGAUCUCGACCGGCACGACUCUUGUCCAGGAUGCUAUCUCACAGAAACUCGGACUGACCGUCAGCGCCUUUGGAACCCUUCUCAGUACUUAUAUUUUGUGUUUUGCUUACAGCUGGAGACUCACACUCAUACUUCUCUGGUGUGCUGUCUUCGCAUUCUCGCUUUUCUUGAUUGGCAAGAGAUUAUCCAGUGGAUAUGCCAGUCAGUCACUGGAGGAGACUUCCGCUGGAAACACUAUUAUCGAAGAGGCAAUAGGGUCUAUCAAAAGUGUUGCUGCGUUGGGAAUCCAGAACAGCGUUAUAAAGCGAUAUCGCGAGCACCUUCAGCGAGCUCGAGCAAGCUCAUUUCGAUUGAAGGCCAUGAUAGGAUGUGUCCUUGGUAUUGCCAUAGGAACAGGCUAUCUCAAUAUGGCUUUGGCGUUCUGGCAAGGCUCACGUUUCUUGACCGACGGCACUGCUACUUUCGUCGAUGUACUUGUGGUUGCCACUGCUGCCAAGACUGCCGCCUUUGCGGUAUUCGGUGUAGGAUCCAACGCAGACAGUAUUAUCUCAGCUCUCGCCUCCGCAUCCCGGCUAUUCACGAUGAUCGCCCGUGAAUCUACAAUAGAUGCUACAUCAGAACAUGGGCUACGACCACAGAUAUCUCGAGGUCAGAUUGAAUUUCGUGGUGUUAGCCAUAUCUACCCUUCACGCCCGCAUGUCUUGGUCAUCAAUCAACUCGACAUCGUCUUUCGCCCUGGGCAGAUCACAGUGGUUGUCGGCAAAACUGGCCAAGGGAAAAGCUCGAUAUCUCAUCUAAUCGAGCGCUUCUACGACCCUGUAGAGGGUCAAGUACUGUUCGAUGGGCAGGGUAUACAGACUUUGAACGUUCGCUGGCUUAGGAGUCAGAUCAGACUAGUUGGCCAGGAACCUAUCCUCUUCAACACUACUAUCACGGACAACAUAGCAUACGGUCUUGGUAGCCCUACAUUAGGCAGUGAUGCUUGCUCACCAGAGAAACGGCAGCAGAUCAUCGAAGACGCAGCCAAGGCUGCAUGCGCCCAUGACUUCAUAUCUCGUUUGCCAAGCGGGUAUGAAACACUAGUGGGUGAGCGAGGGUCUCAAUUGUCUGGGGGGCAGAAGCAACGCAUUGCCAUAGCUCGUGCGUUGGUUGCAAACCCCAGAGUCCUCAUCUUGGAUGAAGCAACAUCUGCCCUAGAUAGCGAGACCGAGGCGAAAGUGCAAGCUGCGAUUCGCCAAAUCUGCAAGGAAUGCACUAUAAUCAUGAUUGCGCACCGACUUGCCUCGAUUCGCGAAUCGGACAACGUCGUGGUCAUCUCGGGAGGGAAAGUCGUAGAGCAAGGCCUUUGUCGUGAGCUGCUUAGGAAGGAUGGCUUGUACCGGCGUCUGAUGGAGACCCAAACUACAGAACCAGCUCAACAUCCAGACGGAAGGUCAACAGUCGAAUGCAUCUCAGGAACUGAAAGAGAAUCGCUCCUCGGAAAAGAACACGAGGCAGAAGGACUAGCUUCACAAACUGGACAUGAUAUUCAAGCGUAUGUUCGCCGCUCCCAGAACAGUGCACGGGGAAACGAGAAAACACAAGCAUCCGACGGGUCUUUACGAGAUUUGGCAACUUUCCUGACCCGAUUCAACAAGUCAGAUCUUGUUGUUGUGCUUCUAGGCUUGUUUUGUUCGUUUAUCGCAGGUCUCGAAGAACCAGCGUCUGCAAUCGUGUUUGGUGAAGCUGUGAUUGCGAUAUCAGAGCCCUUACAGCAGUCGAUACGAACUCGCGCUGGGUUUUGGUCCUUGAUGUAUCUCAUGCUUGCUCUAGUACAGACAGCAGCGUUUUGCAUUGAGAGCAUCACCUUCGUACAUUCCGCUGAGUCUUUGAUCUUUCGCGUCCGUACACAGGUGACGGAGGCUAUUCUACAUCAGGACAUGGAAUUUUAUGACCAGCAAGGUAACUCUGCAGGAAAUCUGGUUAGCUUUGUGUCAACUGAGACAAGUCAUCUCGCUGGCCUAGGCGGAUCCAUCAUCGGAACUAUUCUCAUAAGUCUGACUACCCUAGUCUCCAGUCUUGCCUUAGCCUGUGCCUUCGGCUGGAAGCUUGCUCUCGUCUGCUUUGCUGUAGUUCCUCUCAUUAUCGUUUGUGGUUUCUGGGGCAUACGCAUCGUUGGUGAGCACCAGGCACGUACGGAAAGGCAUAAUCUUGCAGCUGCAGGUUUUGCGAGCGAGACCAUUUCAGGAAUCCGGACCAUAGCGUCGCUUACACGCGAAGAUGCAGCUAUUACCCACUUCAAAAAACUCUUGGCGAUAGCGAAACAAAAGAAUCUCCGGUUAAAUCUGGUAUCAUCUCUGCUGUAUGCGAUUGCUCAAUCGGUCUUCUAUGCAUGUAUGGCUCUGGGCUUUUGGUUUGGUGGCACCCUGAUUGUGCGCCGGGAAUACAACACUCUACAAUUUAUUGUAGUGUACUCAUCAAUAUUGCUGGGUGCUAUGUCCGUCGGCAUCGUAUUCUCCUUCGCUCCUGACAUCGGCAAGGCCAAGAAGUCCUCUAACAAUAUCAGAACCCUUUUGAAGAAGAGAACAAAAAUAGAGUCGCGAACUGGCGAUGGACUGGGACCGAUUAUCACUGAUGGCGCCGUGGAGUUUCGAGAUGUUACUUUUGAGUAUCCAACCCGAUCUGGACACCCGGUACUACGCGGUGUUUCAUUCAAAGUACUUCCAGGUCAACACAUAGCGCUGGUCGGGAAGACGGGAUGCGGAAAGAGUACGAUCAUCUCUCUCCUUGAGCAGUUCUACGAUCCAACUUCAGGUCAGAUCUUUGUUGAUGGUUACCCUAUCUCCUCCAUGAACACCAAAAAGUACCGCCGGUCACUCGCCCUGGUCGUACAAGAGCCGACUUUACUGAAUGGUACGAUACGCGAAAACCUUCUCGCUGGAAUCGAAGAUGAGGUUGUCUCGGAGGCUACGAUCGAGGCCGUAUGCAAAACAGCAGACAUCUACGACUUCAUCAGCUCCCUCCCUGAUGGCUUCGCUACGAACGUUGGUAGUCGCGGUGGCAAGCUAAGUGGUGGCCAGAAGCAAAGAGUAGCUUUGGCUCGUGCGUUGUUGCGAAAUCCGAAAAUCUUGCUUUUGGACGAGGCCACAUCCGCGGUGGAUGGAGAAUCGGAACAAAAGAUACAGAAUGCAAUUGAACGUGCGACAGAGGGAUGUACUUCGAUCACAAUCGCUCAUCGGCUUAGCACGAUUCGGAAAGCUGAUGUGAUAAUUGUACUUGAUGAAGGCGCAAUCAUAGAAUUUGGGAGUCAUGAAGAGCUCUUGGCGAGAAAAGGAAAGUAUCAUAGUCUACAUAGUGCAAGUAGUCGUCAGUAG
Molecule: messenger RNA, 3822 nt
Organism: Aureobasidium pullulans EXF-150
Lineage: Eukaryota; Fungi; Ascomycota; Dothideomycetes; Dothideales; Saccotheciaceae
Product: multidrug resistance protein 2
Exons: 3
Coding region: 1-3822 (1273 amino acids)
Biological process (GO): transmembrane transport
Cellular component (GO): membrane
Molecular function (GO): ATP hydrolysis activity; ATP binding; ABC-type transporter activity
Source: RefSeq, a predicted model, not a curated record